Messenger RNA from Entrophospora candida, 1509 nucleotides. The record is from the annotation of a GenBank genome assembly. Lineage: Eukaryota; Fungi; Glomeromycota; Glomeromycetes; Entrophosporales; Entrophosporaceae.
AUGUUUAUUAAUUUAUUAUUAGUGAUAAUAAUAUCACUAGUAUUAAGUAAUAAUGAUAAAAUAGUUUUUGCUGAACCUAAUAAUCAAAUUUCAAGAAUCGCAGGAAUUGAUGGAGACCAUCAAUUUAUUGAUAGUUAUGGAAGGCAAAGGUUUUUUAGAGGACUUAAUGUGGUUUAUAAAGGAUAUCCUUACUAUCCAAAAAUUGAUGCUUUCGAUCCAGUAACUUCUUUCACAGAAGAAGACAUUCAGAUAUUAUCUAGCGUCAAUAUGAAUGUUAUAAGACUUGGGGUGCUUUGGGCAGGUGUUGAACCUGUGCAAAAUCAAUAUAAUGAAUCCUAUUUACAAGUUAUUAAAGGUAUAGUUGAUAAAUGCAAUCAAUAUGGAAUUUAUGUAUUGUUGGAUUCUCAUCAGGAUGUCAUGAAUGAAAAAUUUUGCGGGGAGGGCUUUCCAAAAUGGGCAUCUUUGCCAGAAGGCGGUAAGGCGUUUCCAUUCCCAUAUGGUUUUCCAACAACAUACGAUGCAAAUGAUGUACCCACCGGUAGUACUUGUAAGAUAAACUGGCCUAUGUUAUAUACUACCAGUGCAGUAUCGAAAGCUUGGCAAAAUUUUUAUGAUAAUUAUAAAGGAAUAAGAGAUGCAUUUAUUAACCAAUGGUUAAAGAUUGUUGGAUUAUUUAAAGAUUCAAAUAACCUGCUCGGUUAUGAUUUAUUGAAUGAACCUUGGGCUGGUGAUAUUCUUGGAAAACCUCAUUUGCUUAAAGCAAGUGCUUCAUCAAAAGAAAAUCUUGGGCCAUUGUGGAAUGAUCUUAACACAGCAAUACGUACAAUUGAUAAUAACGGAAUAAUAUUUUAUACAGCCGUUACAUGGGAUUUAUUAGGUUCGGGUUUUGACACUGUUCCUGGUGGAGCUGAUUAUAAUAAUAGGAGUAGUUUUAGUUAUCAUUAUUAUCAGCCUCCAAGAAUACUUAAGCCUAAUCUUGAUUUAAUGAAUCGUGUAAGGGAAGCUAAAAAAGUUGGUGGUGCUACUAUGAUGACAGAAUUUGAGGCAGCAUAUGAUAAAGGAAAAAACUUGGAAAGUAUUUCAACAACGAUCAAAGCAGCUGAAAGUAAUUUACAAUCAUGGAUAGGAUGGCAGUAUAAAGAUUUUUUUCCAUUGACACGUAUGUUAAAUGGUGAAGGGCUAGUAGAUUCGGUAACCGGUAAAAUAAUAACUGAUACUGCCGUAGUAUUUUCACAAACUUAUCCUGAAGCUGUCGCUGGUAAAAUUAUAUCAUCUGGUAACGAUGAUGGAUUUUCGUUAACCUACAAUAUUGACACCAGUAUUGAACAACCUACAAUUAUAAGAAUACAAGAAACUUAUCAUUAUCCUAAUGGAUUCAGUGUAGAGAUUGUGCCGGAAGGAUUACUUGAAUGGGUGAAAUCUGAUGGCGGAAAUUUAGCAAUCAGUAUGAUUGAUAAACUAAAAAUUACCGACGGACAAGAAUUUACUGUUCGUAUUAUAUCUUUAUAA